Messenger RNA from Serpula lacrymans var. lacrymans S7.9, 1581 nucleotides. RefSeq lists its product as uncharacterized. The transcript is spliced from 11 exons. Lineage: Eukaryota; Fungi; Basidiomycota; Agaricomycetes; Boletales; Serpulaceae. Gene Ontology annotation, biological process: phospholipid biosynthetic process. Gene Ontology annotation, molecular function: phosphotransferase activity, for other substituted phosphate groups. The record is from RefSeq and is a predicted model, not a curated record. Gene Ontology annotation, cellular component: membrane. The coding region runs from base 154 to 1428 and encodes 424 amino acids.
GACCGAGGCGCUUGACCAGGAGCGUGCAGGCAGUUCUUUAGAGUCUCAGACCUCCUCUUUCUGUAUUUACACCUGGGCUCCAUCGACAGUGUGUUUCGGACUAAAAACCGUCUCUUUGGACCUUUGAACGGACUGGGCUCUGACGCGACUGCUAUGGGGUACUAUAUUUCACAAUCAGCUCUCAAAAACUUGAAAAAAUAUGCAUAUAAAGGUGUAGACAAAUCGUUGGUUUCGCGCUAUGUAUUGAGCCCAUACUGGAACUGGUUCAUCAAGCUCUGGCCUCUCACGGUGGCUCCCAAUACGAUAACGCUACUUGGACUUUUGAUCGUUGUGUUCAACCUUGGUACGCUACUCUACUAUGACCCCUUGUAUUAUACGGAGAAAGAUGGAGCGACGGGUCCACCGAGGUGGAUAUAUUUUACCUGGGCUGUUGGUUUGUUUUUGUAUCAGAGUUUUGAUGCCGUCGAUGGGAAACAAGCCCGACGCACAGGGAUGGCUGGCCCUCUGGGAGAGAUGUUUGAUCAUGGAUGCGAUGCGAUAAAUACUACAUUGGAAGUCGUCUUGGCGGCGCGCGCUCUUAACUUGGGUCGCUCUUGGUGGACUGUGGCAUCGCAAUGCGCUACUCUCGCGAACUUCUAUCUAACCACUUGGGAAGAGUACUACACAGGGCAACUUUACCUAGGAGUGUUUUCUGGACCGGUCGAAGGUAUCCUCAUGAUCGUGGCUAUCUAUGUGAUAACUGGACUUUUUGGCACUUCUUUCUGGGACCAGAGGAUACUCACGUUCACUAGACUUGAUCGGAUCCCUCGGAUAGCUAGUUCUAUUCCCAACCUCCCCCUCAACGAGUCCUUUAUGGUGUUCGGGGCUUUUGGUCUAGCAUUCAAUAUACUUUCCAGUUAUCGCAAUGUACACAAGGCGAGAAAACUAGCUGGAAAAUCAGCUUUGAAGCCAUUAUUAUAUCUGUUGCCCUACGUGGUAUCGGUCGUCAUCCAGAUAUCAUGGCUACUCAGCCCUUCGUACCACGAAUCUGCGAUUAUCAAAUCUCCCCUCUUCUUGCCUUUCGUCUUUGCAUGGGGCCUUCAGUUCGCACACCAAGUUGGUAGGAUGAUUUUGGCGCAUGUCACGAGCACGCGUUUUCCUUGGUGGCAUACGAUGUGGAUUUGGAGUAUUGUUGGCGCUGUGGAUGCUAACUUGCCACACAUUCUCCAUAGACCCCCCUUGAUACAGUCCUCACCAAAGAGGACUGCGAUCUUUGUCUAUCUGACUCUAGCUGUUUCGUUUUUGACCUACGCUCGGUUCUGCGCCUUCGUCAUCAAAGACAUCACCGAGUAUCUAGGAAUUGCUUGUUUUACCGUUCGGAAGAAGGAUGCUGGAGGUGUAUGGCGUGACACUAGCGAUAUUCAUGACAUCGACGUCAAGAGAAUAUGAUAUGACGACCCGGACUUGGACCUAGUACAGGAGAAGUGACUCGUAAAAUUGAUACCUAGUGGAAAAUCUUGUUACAUUGCUUUGGAUACAUGUCUAGUCUAUGUUUUAGAUGUAUAUAUCAUCAGUAAUAUUAAUGUUAUGCUCCUGUCCACA